Molecule: messenger RNA, 1422 nt
Organism: Bipolaris sorokiniana ND90Pr
Lineage: Eukaryota; Fungi; Ascomycota; Dothideomycetes; Pleosporales; Pleosporaceae
Exons: 3
Coding region: 56-1057 (333 amino acids)
Biological process (GO): translation
Cellular component (GO): mitochondrial large ribosomal subunit; ribosome
Molecular function (GO): structural constituent of ribosome
Source: RefSeq, a predicted model, not a curated record
CAUCAAUCGCAGUGCCACCACCAGCGAGGCAUUUCUGCCAACAACAAUAACAACAAUGCCACCCAAGGUACCUCUGAAUUGGGGGCUCCCACCCCCUCAAUUCCUCAUUCCCUCCACAUCAGCGCGAUGUCUCCUCCAGCAGCAAACCACGCCAACAUGCUCGCUCGCAUACACCUCAAUCCGCACCAUUAAAUCCACCUUCGCCCCGAAACCCGACCGCUUCGCCCACCACCCGUCCAAACCCGCCUUGAACAGCACUUCAACCGCAGCCCUCGAGCGCAAAGCCCACAGCACACCCCUCCGAACAGGUUUACUAGCUAUAAAAAAGGGCAUGACAUCCGUCUACGACGUCGAAACCGGAAAACGCACCGCCUGCACCGUCCUCCAAUUCGACCGCAACCAAGUCGUCGCGCACAAGCGACGCGACAGCCAUGGGUACUGGGCCGUGCAAAUUGGGGCUGGCCAAAAGGAAGCCCGCAAUGUGACAAGGCCUAUGCUUGGGCAUUUUGCGGGUGCGGGUGUCGCGCCGAAGCGGUGGGUUGCCGAGUUUCGUGUUAAAGGGGAGGAGGGGUUGCAAGUGGGUGUUGGGGAGAGUGUGGGUGCGGGGUGGUUUAGGGAGGGGCAGUGGGUAGAUGUGCGUGGAGUGGGGAGGGGGAUGGGGUUUGCGGGUGGUAUGAAACGACAUGGCUUUAGUGGUCAACCCGCCUCCCAUGGUCAAUCGCUCAUGCAUCGUGGUAUGGGAUCUGCGGGUGGAUCUCAAGGCUCCGGAUCGCGUGUGUUGCCUGGCAAGCGCAUGCCGGGGAAUAUGGGGAAUGAGAGUGUUACGGUGAAGAAUUUGAGGGUUUUGCAGGUGGAUGAGGGGAAUGGGGUUGUUGUUGUUACUGGUUGUGUACCUGGUCCCAAGAACCAAAUCAUCCGUGUUCAAGAUGCGCUGGGUAAACCAUGGCCAAAGGGACCCAUGAACACGGCUGAGCUUGCGCCUCAGGAAGUACUGGCGGCGGCGGCGGCGGCUGAUGCUGCUGCUACUGGUGCUGAGGCAACUACUGCUACCGCUUAGACGAACGAGUAUGUGGGAUGAGAAGAAAGCAUUGUAUCAUAUUAUACGAUUGAGGCGUUGGAAAGUUUAACCAUCCGAGAUGAACAAGCAUGUACGUGUACGAAGGUGAAAAAAAAAAGCCGCAGAGAGAAGAAAAGAAGUGGACAUGAAUAUUGUGAGGAUGGUGUAGUGAUAGACGCUUAAGCAAGGGAUGAAGAAACAUGAACAUUGAGUUCUUACUCAGCCAUCGUUUAAGAAAAGUGUCAUCACUCAUUAUCUUCAUAACUAAACCCCCCUCAAAAAAACCCAUGCAGAGCAGAAGGAAAAAAACUCAAAAAAGUCAUCAUCAUCUAUAUCCCCACUCCACCCUCCCAAUACCGUCUCCC